CCAGGAGGCCGGUCUCACGCCGCUGGCGUCCGUGCGGGGGCGCUGGGUGGCACAGGAGGUUUGGACCGCCGCGCCUGGGGCAGCCCCGGUCCUCGCCGUCGCCGGCCGCCGCAGUUUGGUUACCUUGUGAUCACCACCUAUGGACGCGCAGAGGUCUCCGAAGGAAACGGUCCUCAUUACAGGAGGAGGUGGCUACUUCGGCUUCCGCCUUGGCUGUGCUCUGAGCCAGAAAGGAGUCCGGGUGAUUCUGUUUGACAUCAGCAGCCCCGCUCAGAACAUCCCCCAGGGAAUCCGGUUUGUGCGCGGGGACAUCCGCCGCCUUUCUGACCUGGAGAGGGCCUUCCAGGACGGGGACAUUGCUUGCGUGUUCCACAUCGCCUCUUACGGCAUGUCGGGGCGGGAGCAGCUGAACCAGAACCUGAUUGAGGAAGUCAACGUGGGAGGCACCGACAACAUCCUGCAGGCCUGCUGGAGGUGGGGGGUCCCCAGGCUGGUGUACACAAGCACCUUCAACGUCAUCUUCGGAGGCCAAGUCAUCAGAAAUGGAGAUGAGUCCCUGCCUUACCUGCCGCUCCACCUGCACCCUGAUCACUACUCCCGGACCAAGUCUAUUGCAGAGAAGAAGGUGCUGGAGGCAAACGGGUCUCCCCUGGGGACGGGAGGGGACGUCUUGAGAACCUGCGCCCUGAGGCCAGCCGGCAUCUACGGCCCCGGAGAGCAAAGGCACCUUCCCAGGAUAGUGAGCUACAUCGAGAGGGGCCUGUUCAAGUUUGUGUACGGCGACCCCAGCAGCCUGGUCGAGUUUGUCCACGUGGAUAACUUGGUGCAGGCACACAUUCUGGCCUCCGAGGCCCUGAAGGCUGCCAAGGGCCACAUUGCCUCCGGAAAGCCCUACUUCAUCUCAGACGGCAAGCCAGUGAACAACUUCGAGUUCUUCCGGCCCCUGGUGGAGGGCCUGGGCUACACGUUCCCGUCCACCCGCCUGCCCCUCACCCUGGUCUACUGCUUCGCUUUCCUGACCGAGCUGUCCCACUUCGUCCUGGGCCGGCUCUACAACUUCCAGCCCUUCCUCACCCGCACCGAGGUUUACAAGACGGGAGUCACACAUUACUUCAGCCUGGAGAAAGCCAAGAAGGAGCUGGGCUAUGAGGCUCAGCCCUUCGACCUGCAGGAAGUGGUGGACUGGUUUAAAGCCCACGGUCACGGCCGGAGUCCGGGAAACGGAGGCUCCGACUUUCCUCUUUGGACCUGGCUGUUGGUCCUACUCUUGGUUCUGUCCAUUUUCACCUGGCUGCCACCUACCGCGCUUCUGUCGGUGUGAAGAAAGCUGGAAUAAGUUUCUGAUCACACUUGCUAGAAUGAUUUCCAAGAACUCAGGUUUCAAAAUAUACACCAUGUGAUCUGGUACCACACUUUGGCUUUCCAAAUGACUACUUGAUUAAAGUUUGAUUGAAGUUUAUUCUUCUUUCUUUUUUUCUUUCUUUUGUUGUUUGUUUGGUGCUGGGGAUCAAACUCACGAGCUCAUGCUUGCCAGCCAAAAUUUUUCUUCUCUUGUUUUUCCAGCUGAUCUGGAAAAGGAGAGACACAGAUACGUUAGAAAGUUGCCUUCUCAUGUCGUGUCUUAAGUAAAUGCCACUGAAACCAUCUGGAGGCUCCAGAGAGAGGCUCAGUUUAAUAGGAAACUGCUUGACUACCUCAGAAUCCAAAAACAGGCUUAUUGCUGUUUCGUACACACUCCAUGAACAUAAACAGACAAACUGAGACUGAUAAUGGGAACCGUGAGAGACUAACGCCCGCCGGACUCCUGACAGGCCGAGCCCCAGGACGGUGGCCAUUGCGGGGGAACAGGGUCGUGCCCAGUGCAGUGUCCAGGAUGGACUUGCUCGUCGUGAUAAAGAAACCUGCAUGACCACAUUGGAAACUGAAAUCUAAAUAGCUGGACCUCUCUCCUGCUUCCUAGGCGCACACAGGUCAUUAUAGUUAGGAAUAUUGUUUACAUUCUGUACGAGGGUUGCUACCUCAAGUAUUCUCCUUAGAGGGGCUGUUGCCUCUGGACUUGCUGGAAUGUCUGGCUGUGCCCCAAGGAUCUGCCAUAAGACGUAUCCACAUUCCGGCCUCUGAAGAUAGACUGAAGUUUUAAGAAACAUCUGAAAACUCGAAGGUGAUCCAACAAAUGAUGCCUUUUAGUUAAAAGGCACAGUAACUAAUACAGCGGUUUUCUGACAGGGGAGAAUUUGACUCUGAUAGCAGAGAAGGCAGCCUCCAGGAGCAGCACAUCCAGUCACCCUGAGGACUGACACGGGGGAUUUUCAGGUUAUGUGGUUUCCCAGGAAUCAUAGUGGACAAGAAGGACAGUCAUAGUGAACGGGAGUCAUAGUGGCCAGGAAGGGCAGGAUUGGAACUCGCUGGGAUGGUUGCUGUGGGCGACUGCUAGAGGUCACCUGGGAGCCCCUGAAAACACAGGCGGGCAGUCCCUGCUGACCACCGCCCAGAGGUCCUGGGAAGGCCCCAGCUUUCCCAGGCAGACCUGCACUGUGAUGAUUUUGUGCGACGUUAACCAAGUACCUGGGGGCUCUUUGAGGUUUGUUUUCCUCCUCUGGCAGAUGGGGCUGGCUGGAUUUCCCCUUCCCGUGAACUCACCAGCCUCAAACUGUUUCUCCUGAGCUUAAAACAAGAUGCAGUGACUAAGGUGACAGCAGCUGGCUACAGAAACAACUCAGGGCUUGCGUUACUUUGCACACCUGUACCUGGUUGUCUGUGCAACUCUUUAGGGGAUAACAAAGUACAAUAUAGCAGCUAUUGUUGAUUUCCGACUGUCUUUUUUUGAAAUCCAAGAUCAUUCUCAUUGUCUUGUUCUGUGUCGUUUUAUUGUUUUGUUUUAUUCUCUUUAAAAUAAAUUUUAAAAACCCAA
Molecule: messenger RNA, 2911 nt
Organism: Cavia porcellus (domestic guinea pig)
Lineage: Eukaryota; Metazoa; Chordata; Mammalia; Rodentia; Caviidae
Gene: Sdr42e1
Product: short chain dehydrogenase/reductase family 42E, member 1
Exons: 3
Coding region: 140-1321 (393 amino acids)
Biological process (GO): steroid biosynthetic process
Molecular function (GO): 3-beta-hydroxy-Delta5-steroid dehydrogenase (NAD+) activity
Source: RefSeq, a predicted model, not a curated record